Molecule: messenger RNA, 261 nt
Organism: Trichobilharzia regenti
Lineage: Eukaryota; Metazoa; Platyhelminthes; Trematoda; Strigeidida; Schistosomatidae
Source: the annotation of a GenBank genome assembly
AUGAACACUCCACUGUCAGGCAGUCAAGAAACAGAAAGGAUUUAUCUACCAUUAUGGGCAUGGUGUUAUCUCAUGAUAACUGGAAUAUUAUUCGCCUUUGUACUGACAGCCUUAUGUUAUACUCGUAAAUGGUUGUGCUUUAAACAUCUAGUUCAGAGGCGUUGGUGUAGAAAAAAUGCUGAUAGUAUUCAGAAAGGCAUAUAUGGAUAUGAAAAACAAGUUAAUUCAACCGACACAAUUUGUGAGAAAGAAACGCGAUAA